Molecule: messenger RNA, 651 nt
Organism: Plasmodium berghei ANKA
Lineage: Eukaryota; Apicomplexa; Aconoidasida; Haemosporida; Plasmodiidae
Product: conserved Plasmodium protein, unknown function
Exons: 1
Coding region: 1-651 (216 amino acids)
Source: RefSeq, a predicted model, not a curated record
AUGGACUUUGAUUUAAUAGAAGAGAAAAUAAACAAAAUUGAAGAAGAGCUAAAAAGAUAUAAACAUGAUGAAUUGCAAAAGGCCACUAAAAUAAAAAGUGAAAUAAAAUUAUUCGAUUUAGCCGUAAAAAGAUUAAAUACAAAAAAAUGUAGGGAAAGAUUUGAAAAUGCUUAUAAAUCGUUAGAAAAACAAAAAAAAGAAAAAUUCAAUGAAAAAAAAAUAUACACAAAAAAUGGUAAGGAUAUUUUUACAGAAAUUAAGUUGCUAAAACAGAAAGAAAAAAGUUAUAAUUUUAUAAACAGACCAAUUAAACUUAAAUACAAUAUAAAUGAUGUUGCAAAUGAAAUAAAAGAAACACUUAAUAUUUUUAAUAUACAAAAAAAACAUUUAUUUAAAUAUAUUUUUGAAAAGAUAAGCAAAUCAAAAAACAUAUUAUUAGAUGAUUACAAUAAAUAUUUACAUUUACAAAAAGAGAUAGACAUUUUAUUGACCUCGAUAAAUAAAAAUGCAUUAAUGGAAAUAUUUGUGUUCACGAAAAAUUUACAAUUUUUUCAAAAUUCGAUGAUAAAUAUGUUUAACCAAUUUAAUCAUAAAAUAGAAAAUACAAUUACAGAUAGACCAAUUUAUGAAAAUUACUCUUAUAAUAAAUAA